CACUCGAAUCGCAAGGCUGAACUCACUCUCCUCCCGCGUCGCACCGCCAUCCUGCAUCCCCCACGCGCCCACACAAUGGCCCAGAUCGACGCCGCUAUGCCCAACGCCCCACUCACACCCAGCGACGACGCCGACGCCGAACUCACAUCCCCCGCAAUAGACUACUCCCCCGCGACAGUGCCCUACAACGAAACCUUCGAAAACGACCUCAUGAACACAAUCUUGCACCCACCCUCCAACGACACACCCAGACCACACACCCACGACGCGCGCAUGGUCUCCGCGAACCAGCUCCCCAUCCCCAUAUCCUCGCAUCUGCGCACGCACGCCUCGCCUGCCCCGGGGCUUUACCUCACACAUCCGAAUGGGUAUCACACGGGGGGUCCGGGGCCGUCGCCGGUGCGCAUCAAGGAGUUUGCCGAGCAGUUUGUGAGGGAGCAUGGGAUUGAGGAUGUGGGGCAGUUGGAGCGCGUUGUUGAGGAAAUGGUGGCGCGUAAGAUGGAGGAGGUUAGGACGAGGAUGCAGGAGCGCGAGAAGGCGGUGGAGAGGAAUAAGGGGGUUGAGCGCGAGUUGGAGGGGCUGAGGUUGCAGAGGAGUGCGGAGUUGAGGGUGCUGGAGAAGCUGAAGGGGAAGAGAUGAGACGAGCUGGGAUGGUAUGAGAUUGUUGGACAUUGGGUUUUUUGGGACUUUGGCGUCUUUGAGAAUGGCAGGAUACGAUGAUACCCCGGGGUUGGAUAGCGUGACUGGGUGGGAAGAGGAGCUUGUUGUCUGAUGAAGUUACUUGGGCUUUCGAGGCGCAUGUUGUAGAGAGGUACAUGUAGGCGUGGAAGACUCGACCGGAUCGGGCUGCACGUCUGUCGGAGCGCAAUACGCAAUGCACUAUGUCGCUCUGCUACCUGUGUUUCGUCUUUUGUGGUCUGUACUGAUUCAGCCUUCGUUACACCUCAUUAGAAGCCUCGCUUAUUCUUUCACAUUCCUAAAAUCGGUAUCAUAGGCAG
This is a messenger RNA of Dothidotthia symphoricarpi CBS 119687, 998 nucleotides long. RefSeq lists its product as uncharacterized. The coding region runs from base 76 to 639 and encodes 187 amino acids. The record is from RefSeq and is a predicted model, not a curated record. The transcript has a single exon. Lineage: Eukaryota; Fungi; Ascomycota; Dothideomycetes; Pleosporales; Dothidotthiaceae.